Labeo rohita (rohu) is the source of this 1866-nucleotide messenger RNA. RefSeq names its product nucleolus and neural progenitor protein (gene rmp64). NCBI's taxonomy places the organism in Eukaryota, Metazoa, Chordata, Actinopteri, Cypriniformes, Cyprinidae. Gene Ontology annotation, cellular component: nucleus. The record is from RefSeq and is a predicted model, not a curated record. The coding region runs from base 63 to 1643 and encodes 526 amino acids. The transcript has 9 exons. Gene Ontology annotation, biological process: positive regulation of Notch signaling pathway.
CGUAAUCAUAUGAACAAGCGUAUGAUUGGUUGGUUUACUCUCCCCGGCAGUCAGCUGUAAACAUGGCGCAGGAACCAUGGAAUAAAAUUAAUAUUCCGUUUCCAAGUGCUGUUUCUUCGAGCAGAAUACAAUUUACUGAUUCAACUGGUACUUUGAUUGAAUGUCUGCUGACUGACUGUGAUAAAGUGUUGACCCUGUUAUGUAGUGAAGUUCUACAGACAGAAAUCCGUGUUCUAUACAAACUACUUUACAUUGUGAACAACAGCUUUAGACAACACAAGCCAUUCCGAGCAAUAAAACAGGUUGAGCAAUGCAUAAACCGCUUGAAAGAGAUGAAGUUACAAGCUGCCAUAGAAGAUCUGAAGGAACUGUGUCCAAACAAACUUCAGAGGGAUGCUGGAGCAAUGGUUGGGGAGUGUGAUGUUCCCAGUCAGCCCAUGUUGGAGUGGCUCUGUCUCAAACUGCUUGGAGCCUCCAGUCUUUUAGCCCGAACGCAGGAGCGCUGCACCCAGGCUUUCAUACUGACACGACAACACAUGCUGCUGAACGAGUUCGUUGUUCUGAAUAUAGUGAUAACCAGCAUGCUCAGUCGUCUCUGGGUGUUCUUUAGAGGUAUUCUGAGAGUCCUCAUCCCCAUGUACAAAAGAACCACUGAACUCCUCCAGAAGGUGUCUCAGUUCCAUCCCAUGGCUUACCUGACUAACUUCACCUUGCCUGGGGACCUGAAAGACUUCCUGUGCCUCUUACACCCAGAUCUACUGUUGGAAGAAAGCACCAAAGAAACUGUACGGGUCAAAAAAGGGACACAGAAGUCCGGCUUUUCUCUCCUUUCCAGGUUGUUUAAGGAUAAAGGGCUAAAAGAGGAUAAUGGAGAAGAGGAGAGAGUGCCAAUAUUAGCUGCUGUUCAUGAUGAAGGUUCUAGUCUAGACCUGGGGGCAGCAGUUUUACAGAGAUGGCCAGUUGUCUCAUCCUGUGGACUGGACAUGAAGGUUGUUCUUCAACAGUCUUGUAAAACCACCAAGCAGAUGGCCCUGGAACCCCAGGUGAAGUCGGACAUCUCCAGCCAAGCUGCAGUCUUACAAAAAAGGAACUUUUUGAAGUCAUUGAGGAAGGUGUCUUCUUUCAGAAAUGUGGCUGCCCAUCUGAAAGAAAUGAUGCACUGGUGCCGGAGCUGUAAGUUUCAUCAAAAGCGUAAGCAGCUGGCCUUCUUGCACCUGAUGUGUUUGAGAAUGGAAUGUCUGGAAGCUGAAGGUGUCAGGGUGGAGAAGAGAUUGAAGGCAUUUAAGUUAAAAGUUCAAAAGGCACUGAUGCUUCAAAAGACUUUGAUGCCACAAAAACAUUCCAGCUUCUCCACUGCACGUUGGAGAACUCGAUGGCACCAUGGAAGCUUCAUGGCACGCUACAGACUUACCAGACGCAGAUCUGCAUUUUCCAGAAUUUGUUCUAGACCAGUUAAAGACUUGCUUGUUUCCUUGAAAAACAAGAGAACCUGUAGACCACAGCAACAAUCACCAAAAGAAGAGGUGUCAGGAAACAAUAAGGUACCUGGAUCUGAGGAAAAAAUGGACUUACAGACUGCCUUGCAGAAACCAAAUCAGCCAAAUGAUGAUAUUGAUGAUAUUUUUGCAUCGUUUGGAUUUUAAGUGCUUCAUAGUGUUGGGUAAAUGCAUGCGUUUAGGAUAAAACGUGGGCACAAAAACUGACUACAUGACUGUGAAAAAAAUAAUUAAAUGAAAUUAUGUACUGUACGCCAUGUUACUUUUAGUUUGUGCACAUUUUUAAAUUUGGAUUGACAAAUGACACGUUCUUUCCCAUUUAACUCAUGCAUGCAAUGUGAAAAUCUGAGAAAAUAAACUGAGAAAAUAA